AGUGAGCCAAAGUAAAAAGAGCUCACCCAGAAACAUGUCUUUUUUGUUUCUUUGCCUUCUGAGUUUUUGCAAACUCUCCUUUCAACAGUUUCCUCGUGCAUGUACUUCUGCAGAUACCCUUAUCAGGAAGGAAUGUUGCCCAGCUUGGAAUGGAGACGGAUCUUUGUGUGGAGAGCUCUCUGGAAGAGGAUCAUGUCAAGAUGUUUUAAUAACCGAUGUUCCACAUGGCCCUCAGUUUCCCUUCAUGGGGGUGGAUGAUCGUGAAAACUGGCCAACUGUCUUUUACAACAGGACUUGUCAAUGCAACAAAAAUUUCAGGGGUUUCAAUUGUGGAGACUGCAGGUUUGGCUUUUAUGGCACUAAUUGCACAGAACAACGAUUGUCAGUCAGGAAAAAUGUAUUUGAUCUUACAACAGCAGAAAAGAACCAGUUUCUUGCCUAUCUCAAUCUAGCUAAAUAUACCAUCAGUCAGGACUAUCAGAUCGCAACAGGCACAUAUGCCCAGAUGAACAAUGGUUCAAAUCCCAUGUUUAGAGACAUAAGCAUCUAUGACCUGUUUGUUUGGAUGCACUAUUAUACAUCUAGAGAUGCUUUACUGGGUAAGUCCAGUGUUUGGAUGGAUAUUGACUUUGCCCAUGAAGGUCCAGGUUUCCUAACCUGGCAUAGAGCAUUUAUGUUGCUGUGGGAAAAUGAGCUCAGGAAGAUGGCAAAUGAUGACAGCUUUACGAUCCCAUAUUGGGACUGGAGAGACUCAGGAAGCUGUGAUGUUUGUACUGAUGAGUAUAUGGGAGGCCGCCAUUCCACCAACCCCAAUCUCCUCAGUCCUGCAUCCUUCUUUGCUGCAUGGCAGGUAAUUUGCACCAGGCCAGAAGAAUACAAUCGUCGUGAGGUUUUGUGUGAUGGUGUUCCUGAGGGACCCAUUCAACGUAAUCCAGGCAACCAUGAUCGAAAUAGGACCCCAAGGCUUCCAAUCUCAGCAGAAGUGGAAUUUUGUUUAAAUCUGACAGAAUAUGAAGCUCCACCCUUUGAUAAGUUUGCUAAUCUUAGCUUCCGGAAUACUUUGGAAGGCUUUGCCAAUCCAAAUGAUGCUAUAUCCAACACAACACAGAGUGGCUUGCAUAAUGCCUUACACAUUUACAUGAAUGGUUCAAUGUCCAGAGUUGGUGGAUCAGCAAACGACCCAGUCUUUAUCCUUCAUCAUGCUUUUGUUGAUAGCAUAUAUGAACAAUGGUUACGGAGACACAUGCCUCUUCAGACAAUCUUUCCAGCAACUAACACACCAAUAGGCCACAACCGUGACUAUUACAUGGUGCCUUUCAUUCCAAUCUACAGAAAUAUUGACUUUUUUAUUUCAACAAGAGAGCUUGGAUAUGAUUAUGAUUAUUUGGUUGAAUCAGUAUCACCUACAAUUCAGGAAAUUCUCGCCCCCUAUCUACAGGAAGCCAAGCAGAUCUGGCCUUGGUUGCUAAGUGCUGCAGUUGUUGGCUGCUUGGUGACAGCACCAUUUAAUUAUAUUAUUACACAGGCAUGUCAGAAGAGGAAGAAACAAGACUCCACUUUUGAAGAGAAGCAGCCUCUGCUCAAUGAACAUGAUGAGUACCAAGGUGUAACCUACCAAACAGCUAUGUGA
Molecule: messenger RNA, 1630 nt
Organism: Carcharodon carcharias (great white shark)
Lineage: Eukaryota; Metazoa; Chordata; Chondrichthyes; Lamniformes; Lamnidae
Gene: tyr
Product: tyrosinase
Exons: 5
Coding region: 35-1630 (531 amino acids)
Biological process (GO): melanin biosynthetic process; pigmentation
Molecular function (GO): tyrosinase activity
Source: RefSeq, a predicted model, not a curated record